ACUCCAUGAGUCCCCCGACACUCCACCCACCCCCCAGUCUUCCCUUUCCCCUUUCCCUAAUCUCAAAAUCUCAAGUCUCAACAACCAGCAGCGUAGCUGGUUCCACUCUCUACUCUCUACUCUCUACUCACCAGCACCGGCAUAAGUUACCAGCAGCGCAGCAAAGAUUAAUCUUCAUUUUUUUCUUUACUUUGUUUGCCUCUGAUCUGAAUCUAAUUGUCUCCAGACUCUCCACUCUCCACUUUCCACUCUCCACUCUCUCAGCUGGUUUUGCAAUUAAAUAAUCUUAAAGUUGCUGUUAAUCUUGCAAAAAGAGGAAAUCUUCCUGGUGCUGAAAAUCUGAAACUUACAGUUUCUGCUGUAAAACUUGUAAAGCACCGGCCUUUCUCCACACAAAGUUCCCUCUUGCCCACCUCAGUUCCUCCAAAAUCACAACGUUGUACACACGUAGCAGGAGAAGCAACUAAAGUCAGUGACAAUGAAGGAAGAAGAUGUGAACCGAUGCCAGAUUCAGGAAUGGUACCCAAAAUUCAAGCCUGUAUCUAUCAGAACAGUAAUCCAUGAACUUCCAGAAUCUUUUGUUGAGUACCUCGUUGAUGAUUCAGGUCCUUUCCUCCUCCCUCUUUCUAUCUCAGGCGAAGAUGCCUUGCCAAAUAGAAUUCACAACCCCAUAGAUGAAGAAGACUAUCAGGUGUCAGAGGGACCCGGAGAUGAAUCUGAACAACCUCCAUUGCCCCCUUCUUUCCCUGAACUUGAAUUGAAUAUUAAGGAGUCAAUUAAUACCCUAGGAGGUGCAGUUUUUCCUAAGCUGAACUGGAGUGCACCAAAAGAUUCUGCUUGGAUUAGCACAUCUGGGACCCUUCGCUGCACUUCAUUCAGUGAGAUAGCGUUAUUGCUGCGGUCAUCUGACUCAUUGGUCCAUGAUUUGUGCCACGCCUAUGAUUCAUGCAUUGACAAAACCUUGUUAAGACCCCCUAGUUUCUUUCUUGCACUUCGCAAGUGGUAUUCAUCUUUCUUGCCUGAGAUGGAAUUUCGUUGCUUUGUUCGGGGCCAGCAGCUAGUUGGAAUCUCACAGAGGGAGGUCACUACAUUUUAUCCCACUCUCCUUGAGGAGAAAAAUGACCUUGAACUGUUGAUCAAGGAAUUCUUCACUGAGAACGUGAGACAAAAAUUUGAAUCAGAAAAUUACACGUUCGAUGUUUAUGUGACGAAGGAUGGGCGUGCUAAGAUAUUGGAUUUUAACCCAUGGGGUGCGUUUACACUCCCACUGCUUUUUACUUGGGAAGAACUGGAGCAGAAUCUCGAGGAAGUGGAGAAUGUAGUGGACUUCAGAAUCGUGGAGAGCCAGUGUGGAAUCCGUCCAGGUCUGAAAACAGCAGUUCCGCAAGAUUAUUUGGAUACUGGCCCAGGGAGUGGUUGGGAUCAGUUCUUGAGGAAGGCUGACAAGGAGUUGCAGCAGCAGAAAAUGGCUCCUGGAAAUGGUGCCUGAGGUUUCCUUUUUAUUUUUGACAGAGGUUACUGUGUUUUUCAUUUAUCCUCAUUGAUUUCAUGUGUUCUGUAACGAGCAAUCAGUAGUGUUUGUUGGAUCGAGUACUUUACUUUUGCCCAGCAAGAGAUAUUUUUCAA
Messenger RNA from Populus trichocarpa (black cottonwood), 1626 nucleotides. RefSeq lists its product as uncharacterized. The record is from RefSeq and is a predicted model, not a curated record. Gene Ontology annotation, cellular component: cytoplasm. Bases 479 to 1489 code for a protein of 336 amino acids. NCBI's taxonomy places the organism in Eukaryota, Viridiplantae, Streptophyta, Magnoliopsida, Malpighiales, Salicaceae. The transcript is spliced from 3 exons.